GCCUGCGGAGGUGCUGGGCCACUCCCUGGGCGCCCGCGGGGAAGUGGCGCGGUGAGCGUCCUCCGGCUUCUGUGCGGAGAUCCGUGCCUCGUCCUGGGCCCGGCCGCCGGACUUGGCUGCGGCUCUAGUCAAGUCUUCCCAAGCUAAGAUAAUUUUUUGGAACUGCAGAAAUUGUUGGCGAUAGCUACAAAUGGGAAUUUGGAGUUGGUCUGAAAUUCAUCUUGAAAUAAUUGUGUUUGACUGGAACCAUAUCUUAUGAAGUCACCAAGGAUGAGAGUCUAUGCUAAGUCAGUGUUACUGUCACACUGGCUCUUUCUGGCCUAUGUGUUAAUGGUGUGCUGUAAGCUGAUGUCCGCCUCGAGCCAGCACCUCCGGGGACACGCAGGUCACCACCAAAUCAAGCAAGGGACCUGUGAGGUGGUCGCUGUGCACAGGUGCUGUAAUAAGAACCGCAUAGAAGAGCGAUCGCAAACAGUCAAGUGUUCCUGCUUCCCAGGACAGGUUGCUGGCACAACUCGGGCUCAGCCUUCUUGCGUUGAAGCUUCCAUCGUGAUUCAGAAGUGGUGGUGCCACAUGAAUCCUUGCUUGGAAGGAGAGGAUUGUAAAGUGCUGCCAGAUUACUCAGGUUGGUCCUGUAGCAGUGGCAAUAAAGUCAAAACUACAAAGGUAACACGGUAGCAAAGACAGAUGUGCUUAACGUGGGAGGAGCGACAGGAUGCAGAAGUCUCCUAUUUGGAUUACCAUCCUGGCUGGUUUGUGGAAAAUCGUCUUGGAUUUCAGCAACAUCACAUUUGUAUAAGUAUGCUGUACGGAGUGUCAUUCACUUAACUGUCCCAGCCCUCUCGGCUUCAUGAUUUUAUUACAUUGAAUUAUAGCCACGGGCUGCCACACAAUUCACAUCCUAUCUGGAUCCCAAGGACCAAACCUCCAAGAAACCCUGGAGGAACAAAGCAGAGACUUCAAAGUGGAUCUUCACUGGGUCUUCUGUUUCUUUCUGCCUUCACAAAGGAGCGUGGACGGGUUCACAGGGUUCUUAUUCCGGUCUUCUUUUGAACUUUUCCUUUAGUCCUUGCAUUAAAGCGGUUUCAAAGGGGUCUAAGUAUCAAAAUGCUUUGGCAAAACAUAUUUGCAGGUGUAGCUCAAUGAAAACUCUGAUUAGGGAGGAAAAUUUAUUUUCUAUAUCUUAAUGAAUAGACUUGGUGGGGUUCUUGUGUGUGCAUUUGUAUUUUUGCUUUAGAGCGUUUCAAUGUUUGCACUUUAAGUUCUGUUGUCAGGUUAGCAGAAAUAAAAUAACAUUUUAAUAUCAGUACACCAUUUUACUGAGUGCUAAGGAAGUGUAUCAGCUCCAGUAUUUUAUAACCAAAGCUUGAUCAUGACAUAUUCACAAAAGAAAUAACUCCUGUGGGGAUUUUUACGGCUUAAGGUAUAGUCAUAGAAGUAAAUUAUUUAAAAUCUGCAACAGUCUCUGUUUAGAUCAAGGGUGAUUUCUGAGAUCCAGUUUAUGUCACUUAAAAUAUUUUGUUAACCCUUAGAAGUCUUGAAAUGUUUGAUUUUUAGACUGUAAAUGAUUUAUUCACUUAGCACUUUUCUCGUUAUUUUAUUUUUUUAAAUGUAAGUAAAAUCUGAGUCAUUUUCUCUUGGUUUAAUGAUUUUGCAGCCGACGUGUGUCUGCAUAGUCUCAGAUGCUGUCAUGGAGAAAUAUAUUGCAGAUGAAAAGUGACUGACCCAGAUUUUAAAUGCAUAAUGUCAUUGAAACACCUACUACUGUAAUAACUGAUAGAUUUUAUAAAGAAAUGCCAAAAACAUCCUUUCUGCACUAUUAAUUAUCCUUGUCCUUUCACAGUCAUUGGGGAAAACAUUACUAUAACAUUUACAGGAGCAACAAGUAUGUCUAUUUUAGUCUUGCAAAAAGAAUGGAAAUGGCUGACAUGCACUUGUUGGCUAACUUUGAAUUUGGACGCUUACCAGAAUUAUUACUGUCCUAUGAGUAAGUAAAAAAGUCACUCUGCUGAUGGCACAUAAA
Molecule: messenger RNA, 2023 nt
Organism: Felis catus (domestic cat)
Lineage: Eukaryota; Metazoa; Chordata; Mammalia; Carnivora; Felidae
Gene: TAFA4
Product: TAFA chemokine like family member 4
Exons: 6
Coding region: 256-678 (140 amino acids)
Biological process (GO): macrophage chemotaxis; phagocytosis
Molecular function (GO): receptor ligand activity
Source: RefSeq, a predicted model, not a curated record